UCCAUCUCGGGCGUACGCACCGCAGGGAGCUCGGCGAUUUCUCCCGUUGUCCCCGUCCUCGUCGUCGUCGUCGUCGUAGGCGUCGAUUCUCCGCUCGGGCGCAGUCCCUCGUCGCAGGACUGUCGUCGACAAAUAUGCGGAAAGUGUGGCCGAAGGGUGUCUGAAGAUGCAGCCUCGCGCGGCCCCUUCGUGCGGGACGGAAAUCGAGUCGCGUCCUCGUCCUCCACGCGCCGCUCCACGCUGCCGCCGUCACCGUCGUCGCCCUGACGUCGUCGGGACGCCGCUACCGCUCGCUGGCCUGCAAAUCGGUCCCCCGGGACCGGCCGCCGCCGCGGGAUGCUCGCGGAAAUGAUCCGGCUCUCCUACCAGCACAGGGCGUUCUACUGCUACGUGAUUCUGAGCGUGUGGAUCUUCCUGCUGGUCGCUGGUAUGUACAAGUAUAUCGGCGUAGAUGAGAAAACCUCGGUGCAGACGAGAGUCCCGAGCAAUGACUUGUCGCUACGGGAGUUCCCGAGGAACUUGAAAUCGGACGCGAAGACGAAGAAGAUCUUUCGUUUCUGCAACUUGCCGCACGAGAUCGCCGCGGACACCGAAGGAAAGCUCGACGGCAACUUGACGCUGAGCGGCAUCCUGAUCUUCAUCCGCCACGGCGACCGGGGUCCGCUCACGCACAUACGUAACAUCAGCAGCAUCAAUUGCGGCGCCAGCGAGCUCGCCGCCGGGACCGACCUCGAGACCGUCUACGAGAACUACGUGAGCUUCGUGCAGAACGCGUCGAGCUACUCGCGGGCGGCCUGGGCCCAGUUCCUGGGCCCGUUCCACGGCCUCCCCGUGCUGCCGGCAAACGCGCGCGACUGCAGGAUCGGCCAGCUCACCACCCUCGGCGUCCUGCAGCUGCUCAAGACCGGGGUCGCGCUGAGGAACGCGUACUAUCACCGGCUCAACCUCGGCAACGGCACGUCCUACGGCAAGGACGUGAUCGUGUACAGCACCUCCUACCGCAGGACCGUGCAGAGCGCGGUCGCGCUCCUCUACGCGCUGCUCUUCGAGAACGACGGCCUCCAGGCUCUGGCGAGGAUCAGCCUGCAGGAGAGCCAGAGCUACGCGUUCUGCGGUAACGAGUGCGCCUGUCCCGCCGCCGAGAAGUUCCUCAAGCAGCACUUGAAGGAGACCUCGAAUCACCUGAAAUCCCACCCGGCCGUCGGGGAGCUGAUCAAGCAGGCGGCGAGCGCGGUGUUCCAGCUGCCGGACCAGGCGCAGACGUGCGACCCGAACACGCUGAGGGACGCGCUGCUGACGUACGUGUGCCACGGCGCCUCGCUGCCCUGCGCCGACCUCGACACGCAGCGCACGUGCGUCAAGAGCGACCACGUUACCGGGCUAUUCGCCUACACGGACUGGGAGUCGAAGCAGGUGGCCAAGAGCAGCAGCCGCAACAAGUACGGGCUGCUGAAGGCGUACGGGAUGCUGCGCGGCAUCGUCACCUUCAUGCUGCGCAUCAUCUCCGAGGCCAGGCCCAAGAUCGUCCUCUAUUCCGGCCACGACAAGACCCUGGAGUACCUCGCUACCGCCCUCGGCAUAGUCUCGGACGUCGCGACCCACUACGCCUCGCGGCUCGUCAUCGAGGUCUACAAGAUCAAUUCGCGGAACGACAACCGCCUCGCCAGCGACUUCUACUUCCGCGUCGUCGCCAACGGCCGGGACCUCACGCCGAGGGUCCCGUUCUGCAAGAACGCCAACACCUACGUCAGCGACGACGGGGAGCCGACGAUGGGCAAGAGGGGCGUCAAGCUCUGCCCGAUCGAGAACAUCGUCAGGCAGCUGCACGACGACUAUUUCGUGCCGUUCAACGCGACGAACUUUAAGGACGCAUGCUCGAGUCACAAGAUUCGCUAAAAUUAACGGGCGUUCCCCAGCUCGCGAAACAUGAUCGACCCCGUAGUAAAAUAGGCGAGUUAAAAGGAAUGAGAGACCGAGGAAAAAAGAGAGAGAGCGCGAGACUCGUCUUCGGUAAUAGUGAAUACCUUAUUCUCGAAAUUAGAAACUUCAAGACUUUAGCACUUUUUUAGAGAUCCUCUUCUAUCUCUUUUUAUCCGGAAUAUAAUAGCCGUUUAACCACUCUCUCUAUUCGUAGAUAUUAAAUACAAAGUAAGGGAAAAGUCGCUUUAACACUAAUUUUAGGCGAGGUGCUAUAACAUUCUCUUUAAAAGUGUGGCAAACGGCUUCGUCCUCUAGAACAAAAAAUAGAUAAAAAACGAAGAAGAGUGGAGAAGCACUUGUACAGGACACGUAAAGCCAGUCUCUCGCCAUAGAGAUCACAAGUUUAUGGCUUCACAGGGACGCCAAGUAUUCUUACCAAUUCUUUUUAAUUCACCUAUUUUCUCGAAUGACAGGUAGAUAUAUCGAGUGGAUCUCGAACGAGUUUCCACCUAGCACUAUGCAUUAUAGAUAAAUAAGCCGAUGUGAAAGUAAUUAAUAACAUUAACGUUCGAAGUACGUCUGAGAGGAGCUGAUCCUCCAAUUUUCUUAACGAAUUCCUCUUACGCGGCGUAAGCCACUUAAAACGCAACUUUCCUACAACUAACAAGAAAGUAUUUCGAUUCUGCCGCGAAUAAUCAGAUUAUACAUGUAAGAUUGUUCUCCUUUGACAUCCGAGACAAGCUCAGUUUUAAAUUGUUUUUUACAUCUCGCCGUAUCGACGCACAGUUUAACGAAAUUUAAGAUUGUCCGAACUCGAUGACAAACGAGGAAAAAAAAAAGAGUACGUAAGUUGCCAUCUUAGCAAGGAACAAGCCUUAUCGUCAUAGAUAUAUACCUAAAACUUUAAUGUAUCUUUAGAUAAAUUUAGAGAAACGAUAGCGCUAAUGAGAACCGAUUAGUCGAUUAUUAUAUAUUUUAUCAUACACUCUACUGUAUAUAUGUAAAUAUAUAUGUAUAUAUAGUGCUUUAGAAAAAUAUAUAUAAUACUAAGAAACGCGUAGUCAUAUUCCUUCCUCGACUAAUUAAUACACACAGUAGAAUUGAUUGAUAAAACGAAAGUGAAACGAGAUUGAUCGAGCUUUAAAAACUCGGAGUAUUUGACGGAGUGUCUCUGUCUCGAGUGGUUUUCGUAUAUUUAACGAAAGUUAGAUAUAUUAAAAAAAUUGAUUCUUUAUUACAGGAGCAUCGGGAAAACGACAUGCAACUUGCGAUAUAUAAAAAGCUUAUUAUAAUCCAUUGGUAAAUAAAUAAUGAACGCGUUUUACGGCGUACAAGGCACGCAGGUUUACAUAUUUAUAUACCUACAAUAUAUCUAUAUAACUUACACAAUAACAAUAUGUCGCAAAUAAAAGCAACGUCUGGCCGGCUCCAAGCCGAGCAUUAUUACCGCAGAAAUUGCUUUUACUUCGCUUAACGUUCGAUAAAAGCCUCUCAUGUGUCUUACAACGCUAAAACCUACUUUACAUGCACACAUCCUUCUUGCUAUUAAUAACGUCUCAUUAUUCAUGUUUCUCGCAGUACACAGGUGACACUUCGAGAUUGCAUCACCAAGAUCAAUAGGAGAAAGACAACAUCAAUCAAAGUCUAGCACGAAAACGGUAAUGAGUUACAAAUAUAUAUAAAAAAAACCGGCAGUCUAUUACAGAGUCCGUAUAAAUGCCCAGUUUCAAUUAUUUCCGGUCGAGCUGACGAAAUUUACAUUUUUUUUCCAACCAAUUGCUUAAUGAUUAAUUAGGGCGAUGCAAAUCGUGCAGCCGAACGGAAAUAGAAAUCCCAUGCAGAUCGAUCGACGACGAUUGCCAUUUAGUCGCAAAAUACAGAACGCGUUUAUCAAAAAUGAAAAAUGCAGUAAAGUAGGAUCGAACAAUCUCAUAUUGCGAGGACCCAACGACUUGAAAAACGCAAGCGUAUCAAGUGCAACGUGUGAAUAAGCGGGUUUAAAUUUCCGAGGAUUUUCAAUAGAACGAAAAACCGGUAAUUAAAUUUCAUUAUUCGACAAAGACUUUAAGAUGUCCAAAUCUACAUAUUCAAAGGUGCAAAAUUAAUUACGUUUCAAAACAUUUACUUGUCCUAAAAUCUAAACAAAAAAAUUCGAAAAUCGCGAAGUCGUUAAUGAAGCAUUUUAAAAAACGCGAACUGUAUGGUAUACUACUUGAACAGGAUAUUCGUAAUGUCAACACUGUACAGCUAAACCUCUACAUAUUUUAAAAAUAUACAUAUAAUGUUAUUCUGAGA
This is a messenger RNA of Vollenhovia emeryi, 4215 nucleotides long. RefSeq names its product 2-phosphoxylose phosphatase 1. Bases 337 to 1896 code for a protein of 519 amino acids. Gene Ontology annotation, molecular function: phosphatase activity. Lineage: Eukaryota; Metazoa; Arthropoda; Insecta; Hymenoptera; Formicidae. Gene Ontology annotation, biological process: dephosphorylation. The record is from RefSeq and is a predicted model, not a curated record. The transcript is spliced from 4 exons.